Messenger RNA from Trichoderma harzianum CBS 226.95, 863 nucleotides. RefSeq lists its product as hypothetical. The record is from RefSeq and is a predicted model, not a curated record. The transcript is spliced from 2 exons. Gene Ontology annotation, biological process: mitotic DNA replication initiation. Gene Ontology annotation, cellular component: GINS complex. Bases 68 to 607 code for a protein of 179 amino acids. NCBI's taxonomy places the organism in Eukaryota, Fungi, Ascomycota, Sordariomycetes, Hypocreales, Hypocreaceae.
AAAGCUCCCAAAAAGCCCAACCUCAAAACACGGGCUGCGACAAACGCGCCCGCGAUGCAGACUCGCCAUGUCCUACUACGACGUUGACGCCAUUCUCACCGACGGGGAGAAAAUCCCCUGUCGAUUCGAGCUCGACGUGCCUUAUCUCGGCCACCUCGACAACUCCAAUGGCCUCAAGCCCGGCACGCGUCUAAACCUUCCUCUAUGGCUCGCCGAAAUGUUCGCCCUCGCCUCUGCAGGAGAGGAUUCCAAGCCGCCUCUGACGCUAACCCUACCGCCCUGCCUGUCCGAACAAGUGCUCGCCGCGCUGAAAGCCGAUCCGCGAGCAGUGCCACUGCGAGAUCAGAGCGCAUACUUUUACGGUGUAGCGGUACGAAUGCUUGAUCUCUUUGACGAGAGGGAACUAAGCGCCAUUCUGAGGACAACGUUUGUGGUGAGGGCGGCGGACGUGGGGCUGCAUGCGAGAAAGGCCGAGGAGUCUGGACUGGGAGGACAGGGCGAAGAGUUUCUGCGGGGGCUUGAUGAGUGGGAAAGACGGCUGUUUAGGAGAGGACACGAGGGCGUCAAGGGAGCCAAGGAAUGGACGGACAAUGUGAAGAGGUCAUGAGGCUGGAGAGACGACUGAUGGCUGGUUACAACGAUACCCUGGGUACAGAAGAGAUGGCGUUUUGACGCAUGAUAUACAAAGACUACCGCCAAGGAUACAUGGCUUGGUUUAGGGAAGCUUGGAGGCAUACUCGUACCGCAAUGCGACUUUGCAGGAGCUUAGCAACAAUUUACAUGGGAUUUCUAGCUCCAACUCUUUUUUGUAUGAAUAAUAGAUUUGUCGCUUUCGAGAAAGCAAAUACAUGGUCAAAAGAAAU